CUCCCCAUCUUCUGUGGCUCUUUCAGCUUCUUUCCUUUCUUUUGCGUGUAUUGCCCCCCAUGAUUUGUCCUCCUGAUCCCCUUCUUCUUGAGAUCUCGAUCCCAGAGUGCUAUGGGUGCUAGGAUGCCACCCGACGGACAGCGCCAUGUCCAUUUCGUCGUCGCAAUAUGCUGACUUGCUAAACAUGGUGCAGGGAAAUCCAGAACUUGCUGAUAAGAUCAAGACCUUGCGAUUGGGUUUAGAAGCCGACGACCUGCUCGAGCACUUCAAAUACGACGCCGUGAUCGACCAGGACUGCACCACCCAUACCGAAUACGAGCGAGAUGAGAGUCACGCUAUCCACAUCGUGAAGAGGAAAUGGUACCGCCGCUCUGACCCCUUGGGUUGGGGAUCAUAUGGCAAAGUCUGGCUGGAGAGUGAUGAGACUGAUGCACAACGUCGGGCCGUCAAGGUCGUGCAGAAGGAUCUGAUGGAACGGGAUACCAUCGACUAUAAGAGGGAGAUUCUCGCGCUGGCCAAGUUCUCGAAACCGCAGUACCAACAGCAGGAGGUCUUGGUCAACUUUCUCGGCUGGUUGGAGGAUCCCUCGAGUCUAUACCUUUACAUGGAGUUCUUUCCACUGGGAGAUCUCGAAGGCCACAUAUCAGAGUCUCUCCCCGAGGAGGAGGUCAAGGACAUCACCACCAAUCUCCUCAAUGGCCUCCGUAUCAUCCACGCUGAACAAUUCACCCACCGCGACCUCAAACCGGGCAAUAUCUUCGUGGCCCGAAAACCCCCGGCUGCCCGCUGGUGGGUCAAGAUUGGCGACUUUGGCAUCGCGAAGCGAGUGAACCAUGAGAGAACAGCCCUUUACACUUCCAUCGGUACUCCAAAGUACACUGCUCCGGAGGUGAGCGGAGAUCUCGAUAUUGACGAACCAACAUCGAUCUAUGACAACGCAGCCGACAUGUGGUCCUUAGGCUGCGUGGUAUUCAGGAUCGCUACUCGGCAAGACCCAUUUCCGACGCGUAGAGACGUGCGGAGGUUCUGUAACGGGCGAAAACCCUUCCCCGACGAACUACUUCAGGGGAGAAUGGGUCUAGAUGGGCUGGAAUUUGCUAAGGCACUCAUUUCUCCUUUACCCACCAAGCGCAUAUCUGCAGAGGCCGCUCUGGGGAUGGCUUGGAUUCAAAAUCGCGAUCGGAACACGCUCGCACCGGAGGAUGACGAAUUGGUUGGCGAAUCGAGCGACGGAACUAAGCUAGGUCGAAGCACGCUGUCUAUAGACUUUAAAAAGACCCCAAAUGAUGGAGUAACAACGAUGAGCUUCGCAGCUGAUUCCCAGCUGGGUCACCCAAGCUCUGGAACUGCGAAGGUUCCUUCUACUCCCAAGGGGGGAGUAACGAUACCGAGCGGCAAAACCCAUUCUCGGCCGACUCGCAGAAGACCGGAGGUGCCAGAGGCUCGUGCUGCUGAGCUUCCUUCACCAGAGCCCAGUCUCUCCGGUGUCGAGGACCACACAAGCGUCCUCAAGGCCCAUGUGGUGCCAGAGAACCACACCUUGAACAUCAUUGCCAUCCAUGGUAUGGAAAACACGGCAGACGGAGCCUGGGCUCACAUCAAUGGCGGGGCUGAAGUCAACUGGCUUACACAUCCCGACAUGCUUCCGAAAGCCAUGCCCACGGCCAGGAUAUACACAUUUGAGUGGAGCGCGUCUUCCGAUAGCGAAAGCAUAAGCGAGCUGCUAGAGCGCCGUGGGUUUGAGCUCAGGCAUAGGUGGCAGGAGGUGCUGACUCGGACGCCAAAACCCACUGUUGUCAUUGCUUGUGACUUUGGUGGGCUAGUACUGGCCAGGGCUCUCGCCCAAGCCGAAGACAGGCGCGACGCACAAGCAUGGCUACUGGACUCCCUACGAGGCCUGGUCUUCCUCGGGACUCCGUUCCGCGGGACCGAUGCCAGCGGCCAAAAGCGAUGGCGUGCCUACCUCUUUUACAUCGUGCACAUGGGUCAAACGAAGAAUAAUUUAUCAAUCGCCGAGACGACGAGCCGCUGGCGACUGGUCAGCAUUCUGGACACUACUCACACGCCCUUUCUCAAACAAACCUGCCAAGGCUUGGAGAGGGCAAUCGCCAACCACAGCCGCAGGAUCCCCGCCGUAUGUUACUACGAGACCCACGACACCAAGUUCAAACGGGGCUUUCUGUUCAUGCGGCCGGCCAAGACGGGCGUGCUAGUCGAAUCCAACGAAGCCUGGCCCGGCAUUACCUCCGUCCACCAGGCGGGCCUACACACUGAUCACCGCGGGUUGAAUAAAUUUGCCGGCCCACAUGAUCUUAGCUAUCGCAAGCUACGAGAUCAGAUUCUCGCUUUUGUGGGUGGUACCGUGCCGCGAACUACGCCCUCCGAAUGGGACUAUGAUGCCGCCCAUAUGGAGAAGUAUGCGACUCGGUAGCGGCCUGGAGAUAGUCAUAACUAUGAGGGACUUUGAGUUGUGGUGACUUCCAAGUCUACCGGAGGUAUCAAUGUCGCGAACGCGGAAUGGGUUUUCAUUGGGUUUUUCACCGACCCUCUACCUUACAAUCCAUGGUCCCUCCGCAGAAUAUGACCCGAUUUUUGGGAACCCCUUGUAUUUGGUAAAUCAAGUAUAUAAAUGUGAUCCUGCGCGCCGACGGGCUUCGGUCGCCCUAAAAGCCCCACUCAUGACAUAAAAGUAUCCUGA
This is a messenger RNA of Aspergillus aculeatus ATCC 16872, 2698 nucleotides long. Its product is annotated as serine/threonine-protein kinase. Gene Ontology annotation, molecular function: ATP binding; protein serine/threonine kinase activity. Lineage: Eukaryota; Fungi; Ascomycota; Eurotiomycetes; Eurotiales; Aspergillaceae. Gene Ontology annotation, biological process: autophagy; peptidyl-serine phosphorylation; protein autophosphorylation. The coding region runs from base 185 to 2431 and encodes 748 amino acids. Gene Ontology annotation, cellular component: autophagosome; cytoplasm. The transcript is spliced from 4 exons. The record is from RefSeq and is a predicted model, not a curated record.